UUGCUUUCACGUGCCCUUACUGAGAACGAUUACAUAUGUCUUUCGGCACAAACCGAACGCAUCACGUUCGCUGGUUCUGCUUCUGUGUCGUGUAUCGAUCUCUGCUGCUCUGCUUGCUCUUUCUUCAACGUGUUUCGGUGGUUUGUGUUCUUUUUCUAAGAUAGGAGGCUGUAGAGUAGAUGCACGCAUAUGUAAAAUUUACGGACGGUUGGCAGCUGAUAUUGCCAACGUCUUUGAUCAGAAGCUUCUCGCCCCGAAAUGACGAAGACUUCGACGCCACCCGGAUAUACGAGGCCUACUGGGUGUCGGACUGCGGCGAUGAAGAGGAUUAUUACGAUGCUCACGUGCUCCUUCUGGGCGAGUCUGUGGAUGACCUCCUGAAGAAAAUGCAGACAAAACGGUACCCCAUUCCAAGGAUUGUCGGUGGAACAGCAAAGCUCGUAGGACCAGUAGGAAAGAAAGUCCAAGACCUCGGUCACAAGGAGAAGAGAAAACAAAAGGAAAUCGGAAAGAAAACAAGGCUGCAUGACAUUGCCGCUGAUUUCAGGAAAAAGCAGAAGAUCAAGCAGACGGAGACACCCAGCCGCUACCAGAGUGACAUGGUACCCAUCACUGUCCUCAGGGAAAAAGAGGAAGUUAUAAAAGAACUAAAAAAAGAACUGGCCAAAGAAAGGAGCCACAGUCGGCAGCUGGCUCAGGCCCUGGCCACAAAAAUUGUAGUUGCCGCAGGAGAGAGUAGAGACACAGCCACUACCUCCGAUGAGGGGCUUCCCUUUUAUGAGUCACCAUUCCUUGAGUGGGAGAAUGCACCCUAUCCAAUGAAGGAUGUUCACUGCGGCCCAGUUUCAGUGCCUUCAACUUCUGGCACAGGGUGCCCAUCUACACAGCGUGCGUUGCCUGCUAAAGUACUAGUGGAUCAAGCUCUGGUACCGCCAGUUGACCAAGUACUGGCAAACCAAGUGCCAACAUGUCCUGCUGAGAGAGUGCAGACUGUGCCGACUCCUCCCGCAGCUCUCUUGCCAGUGGCUGACGUCCCGCCAGUCGGUCAACAACAAGGCCUGGCAAGCACGUGGCACCUCAUUUGCCGGCUCGGCAAGCACGGGCUGCUGGACUGUUCUUUGUCGUAUGCUCGACUUCAGCUGCCAGUGCCUGUUUUGGACAGGGAAGAUCCCACACCACCGGCUUUUUCUGAGGAAGAUGGCAUGGUACACCUCGGUGGCAAGAUAAAGCUUUCGAAGCUAAAGAUUGAUGAUUUAGUAGACAGACUCCCUCCCAAACGAUAUGUGAAAGAUUUGUGCAGGUGUAUUUAUACUCACGAAGAGAUGUGCGCGAGAAGUGUGACCGGUGCCCCCUGCCGGAGUCAAUUGAAGGAUGGGGCAAAGGGGAAGCUGCCGGUAACCCCAAUGAAACUGCUGGCCCUUGCAAAUGGUCUCAUGUACUACGAGGGAGCCAAACCCACCGAAGCUCGGCACACGGGCCCCGAACUUCAGAAGAUUGUGCGGGAGGUUUUAAAGGAGUUCCUGCCCGACAACGCAAGACAAGGCACAAGAAGGAGGGAACCACCGGCACCCAAAGAAUAAAUGUGCAUGCUUGGGUGAAACAGCACACAAGAUUUACACCCAAGCCUCCAUCCUCUCAAUAAAUGUUCCUCGAGGCAUUUAGGCAUAA
Molecule: messenger RNA, 1668 nt
Organism: Ixodes scapularis (black-legged tick)
Lineage: Eukaryota; Metazoa; Arthropoda; Arachnida; Ixodida; Ixodidae
Exons: 12
Coding region: 180-1580 (466 amino acids)
Biological process (GO): negative regulation of DNA-templated transcription
Molecular function (GO): DNA binding
Source: RefSeq, a predicted model, not a curated record